UCUUCGCUGGAUGCUACUUGCUUCAGAAAGUUCCUUCAGGAGGUACUUAGCAGAAACCUAAACAGCAGAAUGGCAGCAGACAGCAACACGGCCCCUGAAGAGAAGCCGAACACGACUCCUGUGAAAAGAGCUGUCCACAAGAUCCGAACCGCCAGCCUUGUCUUCAGCUUAGCCCGAGGAUGGCAGCAGUGGGCAAGUGACCGCAAUGUAAAGCAAGCCCAAGAACCCCCUGGGUGGGUCCCCACUGCAGGAGAUGCAUCAGCUCAGUCAGUGCAAGAAAGACACUCUGAAAAAUGGCCAGUUCCAUCUACCAAGAGGGACGAUGAAAAAUCCUCAGCAAAUGAACUGGUGGCAAGAAAUGCUGAAAAAAGGUCAAGAGAAUCUGAUGAAGCCCUUAAAAAGUUCAACAUUAAAAGCAAAGAGGUGCUGAAAACUGUUGUAAGUAAAGCCUAUGAACGAGCAAGUGAUGUUAGCCUCCUCAGUGGCAGAUAUGAGAACAACCACGGCGGCUCAGAGACAACCAAGUUCAAAGAAGAAUCAAAUGGUAUCGACAAAAUUCUUAAUGGGAAAUUAUCUCCCACUAUAAGGAGAAAAUGUUCAAACAGAGUAUCAGACGCCAUUGAGGGCUUUAAAGAGAAGGACAAAUUAGGAACUAGGGAAGAACUGCUGCUGAAGUGCCACUAUGACAGCAUGGAUGCAGAAGACAGUGGCUAUGGGGAAGCAGAAGACAGACUUGAGCCAGAGGUGAUCCCUGUGAAGGUCAAACAACCAUCUCUCAUGAACAAGUGCAACAAAGAAAGAAGCAUUAAAGCUCAUAGGAAGUACAGUCCCGUUAGCAGCCUGAAGAACAGAUGGCAGGAAUGGGCAGACCAGCACAUCAUAACGCAGAAGCUGAAUCCCUUCAGUGAAGAUUUUGACCACGAACUGGCCAUGUCCACACGCCUGCACAAAGGAGACGAAGGCUACGGCCGGCCCAAGGAAGGCACCAAAACCGCUGAAAGGGCCAAGAGAGCAGAGGCUCACAUUCACAGGGAGAUUAGAGACCUGUGUUUCAUCAUUAAAACCAUGGCUGAGCCACGGAGUGACGGCAAGAUCCAAGUCACUUUUGGAGAACUCUUUGAGAGAUAUGUUCGUAUUUCAGAUAAGGUUGUUGGGAUUCUCAUGAGAGCCAGGAAACAUGGGCUGGUGGACUUUGAGGGAGAAAUGCUAUGGCAAGGAAGGGAUGACAACGUCAUAAUUACUUUAUUAAAGUAAGCAUGCUCCAAGAGCAACAUGCCUUGGAAAACCUCAUCUUUCCUCUGCUAUUAGCUUUCGCACAUUUGGAAUAUAAGAUUUUCUCCAGUCCCUGGACAGAAAAUUCAUUGAGCAUUUUUCUAAAUACAAGCUUUAUAACUGUUGCAUAAUAAAUAUAAGCAUCCAAAUGAAUUUUUUUUUUCUAUACCAGGAAAACUUACCAGGACACUUCAGUUAAUUACUAUACACAAAGCAAAUAAGAAAAAAAGAAAAAACAUAAGCAGAUAAAUAUAGAAACCUGUAAGAACACAAAUGGCUGUAAAUGAAUUCCUUUUUUUUUUUUUUAAACUUAUUUUAACUUAUUCUUACAUUCAAGUUCCUCUCAACUAUUUAAACAGGGAAUAUAAACCACACCAGAUCAGAAGCAGAAUGAUGAACUAAACUCAGACCAAAUUUUUGAUCUUAUGUGCAUAUUUUCUAACUAAUCUAUUUCAGUGCAUGUAAAAAAGGUUUCUUUGUACACAACCAAGAAUGACAAAUUUAUUUCUUUUACAAAUACUAUAAGCAAAUACUACUGCAGUGACAGCUACCGCCAACUUUCUCUUAGAUAUCACAGAAACUAAGACAAAUCUUUUAUAAGCAAGACUUUUUUAUUUAAUAAUUUAUAUAAUUUAUUAAAUGUUUUUAGUUAUAGCCUA
Tympanuchus pallidicinctus (lesser prairie-chicken) is the source of this 1931-nucleotide messenger RNA. It is a transcript of the gene ABRA, whose product is annotated as actin binding Rho activating protein. Gene Ontology annotation, biological process: positive regulation of transcription by RNA polymerase II; positive regulation of Rho protein signal transduction. The transcript has 2 exons. The record is from RefSeq and is a predicted model, not a curated record. Gene Ontology annotation, cellular component: sarcomere. NCBI's taxonomy places the organism in Eukaryota, Metazoa, Chordata, Aves, Galliformes, Phasianidae. Gene Ontology annotation, molecular function: actin binding. Bases 70 to 1254 code for a protein of 394 amino acids.